Ustilaginoidea virens is the source of this 4194-nucleotide messenger RNA. RefSeq lists its product as uncharacterized. Gene Ontology annotation, cellular component: Atg1/ULK1 kinase complex; extrinsic component of membrane; phagophore assembly site membrane. Gene Ontology annotation, biological process: autophagosome assembly; piecemeal microautophagy of the nucleus; positive regulation of protein phosphorylation. Gene Ontology annotation, molecular function: molecular adaptor activity; protein kinase binding. The coding region runs from base 1 to 4194 and encodes 1397 amino acids. The transcript has 3 exons. The record is from RefSeq and is a predicted model, not a curated record. Lineage: Eukaryota; Fungi; Ascomycota; Sordariomycetes; Hypocreales; Clavicipitaceae.
AUGGCUACCCAAGUGUUAAUUGCCCACACGGGCCAGCGUCUCGCAAUCGACAAUUCGCAGUUCUCAACCAUCGAAGAGUUGAAGAUACUGGUCUCCAGAAAUGUCUCGGUACCGCCCGAGCAGAUGGUUGCUCUGACUCCGCAAGGUCGCAGUGUCAAGUCAGCAAGUCUCCACGCUGAAAAAGAGCUAUAUAUUUACGACAUCCGCGUAGCCCAAGCAUCACCGUCCGCCGACGAGCCGCCGAAUGUUUCCGAUCCAUCUCUUCCGCCUCGGCUAUUGGUGCAAAACGCACCAAACUUAAUAGAAGAUGUACAAACCAUUUCGUCAUGGCAGAAGUUGUAUCAGGAACGGCGCUCCUGGGCUAUCAGGCUGGCUGAAGAUUGCGCUCGGCUAAAUUCAGAGGCCAUAGCUCGAUACGACGAGAUGGAUGCCAUAAUCAAGUGCCUGGACGCCGCUGUCGCCAAUCUGGAAAUCAGUGUCAAGCAAAUUGAGCCCAAGUAUCAUGAUCUGAAAAAAUGGGUGGAGCCUGCAUUGUUGGAGCACGAAAGGCUAGCAUCGAUGUGGGAGCAGCACAUCGGUUUGGCUCGCAACACGCCUGUUUCUCCGGCAAUGGUCAAGUUUAUGACGAAAAGAGAGGUUCCCAAGGGACAAGUAACCUUGGAGAAUCUCAUCGAGCUUGAAACGGCCCAAAAGGCCGGAAAGCUUGCUCCUACUGCUAAACGUCGAUUCAGCGACAAGGCUGCUCGUCUGGACGAGCUUGCGUCGCAAAUGUACAGGGGGCUAGAAGAACUCAUCGCCAACUUUGAAAAAGUAAUGAACCGAUCUGUUUUGGGUCAUAGCAACGAUUCUGCUCAACUCCUUGAAGAUAUAGAGGCCCUUGUCAAUCAGAUUGACUCCGAUUACCGCACCAUCCUCGGAUACAGCGGCUCCCAGCGAGAUCUUGCGCAAGCGUCCAAGAUGGCAUCCAUCCACACCGAACGUUUAGUUCCAUCUCUCAGGAAGCGUGCCAAAGAGAUGGAUGAACUUGCUCAAUAUGCAACUACGGCUCGAAAUGCGAUUGCAUCCGAGUCCGUUAGCUCCAUGCGCGAUAUUACCAAUGUCACGUCGCUGCAUAGCAACGUUCGAAGCCAGAUCAAUGUGCUUAACCAGGCCGAGGAUGACAUGACCACAUUCGACUACCUACGUCUUAUUCAGCAACUACCUUACAUGUAUGUGUCGUUUCUGGUCGAAGCCAUCCGCCGGCGGGAAUGGGUUGAUAAGGUCAAGACAGACUCGUCCACGCUCGCCAAUGAAAUGGCUCUUUUCCAGGAUGAAGAGUCCAAAAGACGGAGGAAGUGGCACAAGAUGGUCGGUAGUAUGUAUGGGCCGGCCCUAGACACCAACGUGAUUGGUCUGGAGGUAAAUCUCCUUGGUGAAGACGUCCCAUGGCCACCAAUCACCAGAGAUGAGCUGAAUGUCUUUGUCCGUUCUCUGCAAGAUCAGGACGUCGAUCAGGCCGUAUUGAACGACAUCGAAAAGGUUGUUCAGGAGCUGCACAGUCCUACAAAGCAACAGUCAAAGCGACUCAAGGCCUUCAAGAACGGCAGCGUCCAUGAAGCUGCCCUUGGCAAAAGCGGGCUGAUGAUCCGUGGGGACGAUGACCUUCUCAGGUCACUACAAGACGACAAGUCCAAGAUGGAGAGCAAACUGCGAACAGCGGAGAGUCGGGUGAGACGUCUAGAAGACUUGCUGCAUCGGCAGAGCCAAGCAUCGCGACCGAGCAAUCUCUUUCAACCUCAGAAUCAGCCGCGCGAGAGACGCGACUCGACUUCAUCUGUCAGGUCGAACCGCCUCGGUGACCGCCGACGCUCCUCCGAUGGCGCCGAUCCCCUGCUGCGAAGAAUUGCACAGUUGGAGAACGAGCUCCGGGAGGAGAGGCAACGGUCUACCCGCAUACAGAAGGACAUCGGUGUCCGAGCCACAGAGCAUGACCACAUGAAGACUCAGAUUCAGGAGGCCAAUUCAACUAAGAAGGAUCUGCUGGAAAAUAUGGAGGCUUUGAAGCGCGAGUUCGUGGAUGAAAGAAAGUCACUGGAGGGGGAAAUCAAGACGCUAAAGGCCCAACUGGAAGACAAUGAAGACGACAUGGAGCAUUUUGACGAAUCUCGCGAGAAGGAAAAGGCAUCUUUCGAUGCAAAGAUUCAAGAGCUCGAAGCACAAAUGCUGAAUUUGGCAGAGCAAAAGGCCGGCGAAGUUCUGAAAGCGCAGGGACAGGUUGAUUCCCUCCUCAAAGAAGCACAGACGCAACGCGAACGGAUAGAAUUACUCGAGAAACAGUGCAGGGAAGCUCAAGAUGAGAGACAAUCGCUGCUUCAAAAGUUGCAAGCUGCCCAGCAUAUAGCCGACAAGCAGCUCGACUCGUUGUGCAAGAUUCACAGCGAAGUUUUGCCCGGUGAAUCUGUUCCGACAGAUGUUGCAGACCUUGCAGAAUCUUCUGUCUCGCAGGUUGCCAAGAUGAUUGCCAAGCUGCGGAAUAUGGAGAGUGAUUACGCACCGGUCCAGGCGAAUCUGGAUCAUGCACUGCUGGCGAUAGAGCAGCUCAACGGAGAGCUGAGAGGAACGCAAUCCGAGCUUAGAAAUAAGGAGGACGUCGUGGCCCAGCUUCGUGAACGUGCCUCGGAGGAGGAGGCUAGAGUGUCUGCGCUCGAGAAAGAACUCGCUCAUGGUAGGAAUGAGCUCAGCCAGUUGCGUGCACAGCUUUCGGCUGGUGAGACUGGCUCAGAAACACUGCAGAAGAAACUCGAAUCAGGGGAGGAGAAGAUAGGUCAACUGGCCGAGGAACUUGCAUCUCGCCAAAUCAGGCUCGGCAGCCUCGAGGACGAGCUCGACUCAGUCAAGCAGAGAUGCGAAGAAGUGCAAACGCAAUCAACCGCUUUGACAGCACAGUACGAGGCGCGAGACAGUCGAACCAGCGAUCUCACCCAGAGGCUGUAUGCACAGAGCGAUAGAUUAACCCGUUUUCUCGAGCGCUGCGGAUAUGCAGUUGAGAGAAAAUCCGGAGCCAUGGUUAUCAGCAAGGUUCCCCGGUCGGAACGAGUCACGCAGAACGCUAAUGAUUCGUCAGAUGCGGGAAAUUCGGUUCGACGGUCGAUCAGUUUGGCCAAGUCGACGGGAGACGGUGCGGAUCUGGAAUUACUGUACUGGAUGAAGGAGAGAGACUCGAUGAGCGAAGCAGACAGGUACUCGGCAUACUUGGACAAACUGGGGUCAUUCGACAUGGACGCCUUCUCCGACACAAUAUACACGAGAAUCAAGGAGGCUGAGCACAAGGCCCGCAAAUGGCAGCGUGAGGCUAGAGCUUACAGAGAUCGGGCACAUGCCCACCAAAAGGAUGCCUACGACAAGAUUGCAUUCAAAAAUUUCAAAGACGGCGACUUGGCCUUGUUCCUGCCGACGCGAAAUCAACAAGCAGGAGCAUGGGCGGCCUUCAACGUGGGGUUCCCCCAUUACUUUUUGCGCGAACAGGAUUCACACCGUCUGCGGCAUCGGGAGUGGCUCGUUGCCAGGAUUUCCCGCAUCCAGGAACGAGUGGUUGACCUUUCUAAGAGCCUCCAGCCAGCGGCGGAUUCCGAGUCGAUGAAUGAGGAUGAGAAUGACAAUCCGUUCCAGCUGUCAGACGGGCUACGGUGGUAUCUCAUCGACGCGCAGGAAGAUAAAGUGGGCGCACCAUCCACUCCUGGAAUGGGGAAGUCGACCGUUGCUGCCAAUAACGUUGAGGCGACGGCCAACAUCCAGUCACUUCCUAUCAAGGGCAAGGCAAAGAACCGAGAUAGCAUCGCCAGCAUUGAGGGCAUCAACAAGACACUGUCGAAGAGCUUGGACAGCAGACGUAGCAGCUCUGGGUCGAAGAAGGCCUUGCCCUUUGCAGGCUCUGGCGGCACAGCCUUGCUGAAGAGCAGUGCCUUGGCCAGUGAAACAAACUCUCUUCGAGCGGUGGCACCAGACUCGCCUGCCGGAACCAGUCCCGUUCAUGGAGGACCCCUGGGCAGCGGCCAGCUUCAAGUUGCCGGCUCAGCAGGGGUUGACGGGAAAGAAGCGCUUUCGGCAACAGCGGGAGAUGACAGAUGCGGCCCCCGGGCUGAGGGGCCAUCGGUACAAGGAGGCUCUACGAAGUCCUCUGAGGUACGAAAAGUAGACUCUCUGCUUGGGCCUUGA